Messenger RNA from Drosophila hydei, 13799 nucleotides. RefSeq names its product sorbin and SH3 domain-containing protein 1 (gene CAP). The transcript is spliced from 18 exons. Gene Ontology annotation, molecular function: protein binding. The coding region runs from base 479 to 13327 and encodes 4282 amino acids. The record is from RefSeq and is a predicted model, not a curated record. NCBI's taxonomy places the organism in Eukaryota, Metazoa, Arthropoda, Insecta, Diptera, Drosophilidae.
CGGACGCGUGUCAAAACUUUUGCCGGGCUGUCGGGCUUCGCAGUUGCCGUUGCUGCUGACGUCGCAGCCGGCGUUGACGCUGCUUGAAAUGCCGGCUCGUCGGCUGUGCUUGAUCGGCUGAUGGCGCCGUCGUUUGGUUGAGUUUUUUAGUUUUAGUUCUGUUUCUGCCAGCGACGAGUGACACAGAGAAUGCGAGAAUAAUCCCUACGACGACGACAAAAGACGACAAAAUACGACAAUAAACGAGCAAAUGAAUAAAUAAGAAUCAAGAAAGAAACAAAAGCAAUUUUCACACGAAUAAGCAGCAAUUUUUAGAUUUAGCUGAUUGAAAGCGGCAAACGCGGCGUAUGCGUAAUAAGCAGACACACUGCAGGCACAACAAAUUAAACACACACAACCACACACAGCUCUCAUACAUAUAUAGUGCAUAUAUAUACCAAGAAAGACUUUUGAGUGUGGCUUAGACGCGACGUAGACGAUGCCAAACAAUAAUCGUAAUCGCAAUCGUAAUCGUAAUCGUAAUAAGCGCAAUAAAAAUCAGAAUCAAAAUCAAAAUCAAAAUCAAAAUCAAAAUAAACAGCAAGCGGCAACAGAAGGCAACGAAACAGAGGAGCAGCAGGAGAAGGCAGCAGCAGAAGCAGCAACAACUUCAUCAGCAUCAUUAGCAGCAGCUGAGGAUCUUCAGCAUGAUCAUAAUGCAAAUUCUGGCAGCAUUUCAAAUGGGUCACCUACAGCGAGCGACAGCGUCACAGCUGCUGAUGAGGCAACAACUGGCAUAGCCAGCAAUGAGAUCAGCCAGCAAAAGCUAAAAGAAGAUCAGCCAGAAAAUCUGAUUGAAGUGAAACAUCAGCUGGAAGAUCGGACAGAAGUGAAGCCUGAAGAGCAGCUGAUUGAAGUGAAAGAUCAGCUGAAAGAUUCUUCUAUAGAGCAGAGAGAAGAGCCUGAAAAGCAGGCCAAAGAGCAGCUGAUUGAAGUGAAUGAUCAGCCAACAGAGGAUCAGUCUGAAGAUCAAUCGAAGGAACUGCUCAAAGAGCAGCUUGCUGUAGUGAAAGAUCAGCUGAAGAAGGAAAAGCUUGUCGAUCACUCUGAAGAACAGUCCAUAGAACACCUUGCUGAAGUGAAAGAUCAGCUUAAAGAGGAAAAACUUGCCGAUCAGGUGGAAGAUCAAUCUAACAAACAGUGCACAGAUCAGGCGCUUGAAGUGAAAGAUCAGUUGGAAGAUUCACUUAAACAGCAGACAGCUGAUCAGCUUGAAGAUUCGCAAGAAGAACAGCCUGUGCAGCCGCUUGAAGUGAAAGUGCAGAUAAAGCAGCAGUUCCAGAAUACUACUGAAGAUCAAUUCCAUAAGCAGCUGAUCGCAGAAUCAAAGACUCAGAAAGCAACAAUUGUUGAAAAAGCUGUGGAAGAGCAGCAGAUCAAGCAAGACUUCGUUGAGGAACUGAAGAGGCAGGAAAUUGUCGAUCAGUCAAAGAAACUGCUGCAAAAUCAUUUUAAAGAUCAAGAGAAGUUUCACGAUCAGCCAGUUGAUCAAUCUAAGCAGACUGAGGAUCAGCUAAAGCAACAGCCAGUCGUUCACAUAGUGCCUGUGUUGAUUGAAAAGGAAGCGAGCUAUACGACAGCAGCACAGCAGCAAUCAGCUGUUGCUAGAGCAGCAAUGGGCGCCAAAAAUUCCAAGCAGCAGCGAGAGCAACAGCAGCCAGCGGAGGCGCAGCAGCAGCAACAGCCAGUAAAAGCACCAGGCAGUCCACGACAGGCCAAGGUCAUAGUGCAUCGCAUAGUGCGCGAAGGCAAUGAAGCAGCGGAUGCACAGCAGCAACAGCUGCAACAGCAACAGCAACAGCAACAGCAACAGCAACAGCAAACGCAACAGCAGCAAUCGAAGCAAGCAGAGCAACAGUUGCCAGCUGCUGUGCAGGAGCUCUUGGCCAAUUGUCAGCUGCAACAGCCGCUGGUGCAGCAGCAACAGUCGCUGCCACCGCAGCAACAUGCGCCAAAUCAGCCGCUGCAGCGCAGCACCAAAGUGAUUAUACAUCAGAUACGCAUCGAGACAGACGAGCAGGAACGCGCUCGCCAAGGUAAGCCAACAAUUGAGGAGAUCAGCAGCACCACAGCAACAGCACACAGCAGCAACACGCACAACAGCAACAACAACAGCAGCAGCAAUAAUAGCGGCACUUUGUCGCCGCCGCCGCGUUACCUCGUCGAAUCGCCCUCACCAAAAGCCGUGCAACAGUUCAGUAAAUUCUCGCGCGAUGUGCAAAUUCAGGAGCUGGAACAGAGCAGCGAUUGCAGCUCCGGGGAGUUCAAUGGACCGCCGCAGUCGCCGCUGGUCUUUGAGGCCGACUCCGAGACGGAGGCCACAACGCCCACGGCUCUGUUAGCGUUCUCUUCCGACUUACCGUCCAGCAGUCGCGCCGAGCAACAGGAGCAGCUGCGGCAGAAGCGCGCCCAGAAGCGCAACGCACUCGAAUCGCACUUUUUGCCGCAGCUGCUCAGUCCGCGCUAUUUGGACAGCAUUCUGGAGGAGAACAGCGAAACAGCUGCAGCGCAGAGUGACCUGAGCCGCAGUGCCUCCGCCACGGAUCAGUCCAAGUCGCGUUCAGCUGUGCCCGUCAAGCUCAACGAAACGUUUCCGCGCAGCCAGCUCGACUUCAGUCGUCGGCACAGGCGACGCGAGGAGCCGAUUGCUCUCAUGCUGGAAACGAAGCUGAUCGAGCAGAGCGACGACCUGGAGAGCUGCACUCGCCUGCAGAGCACAUUGUCGCCGCAGUCCGAAGACGCCGAAUUGGUUUAUCUCAGCUCUUCGGGCUCCAGCAGCGUCUCGGAUCUAUUGGAACUCGAACUGGAGGAGGCAGCUGCUCUGGCAGAGCGCGCUCUCAUCGAUCUGGACACCGAUGCCAGCAAGCUGUUCAAUCGCCCUGACGAUGAGCUGAGCAGCAACACAACCAUGGAGCCCAUCAGCUCAUCCAACGAAACGGAAACCGAGGGCGAGUGUGAGGUCGAAACGGAAGUGGACACGGAAACGGAGGCAACCACAGCGGCCGAGCAGUCGUCGAGUCGUGAGAGCACACCUGUUAACGCUCAAUCCCCAAUGCCAGAGCACAGCGCUGCCGCAGCGACGCCAACGCCAGCACCAGCGCCAGCAGCGACGCCCACGCACGGUGUGGCCAACGAAAACGAGGCGAGCAAAUUGGCCAACAGUUCAACUGCAACCGCUUCGCUGGCGGCAACGCGCGAGGCAUUCGCACGCAAUAUGGACAAAGUGCGCGAAUUGAUCGAAAUGACGCGACGCGAACAGAACGGAAACGGAAAUGAAAACGUAAACGUAAACGGAAACGGAAACGUAAACGCAGACGGUAACGUUAACGUAAACGAAGUCGAAAGCGCGAAUGCGUCGCGUUUUGUUGCUGCUGCUGCUACGCCACAACAGCAGCAGCAGCAGCAGCAGCAACAGCAGCGCUGUAGGUUAUCACCCACGCCGCCGCCUGUGCCACCACCGCCCAGCUGCAUGCACUAUCCCACAACCCCACAAGAACCACAAAACAGUGAAUCGCAUGCCACUCUAAAUCCUUUGUUGCUCACACGCCAAGAAUCUAACGAUUCGCAUUGCUCGGACAGCACACAGCACAGCCAAUGCACCGCCAUAAACAUGGCCUCACCGCCACCCACGCCACUUGCCCCCCAACAGCCACCCACACCGCCCUUGCGUCAGCAGCCAAAACUUUCUGCCAUUUCCACAAUUUCAGCUGAGGAAGCGGAUGCGGAACGCAUCAAGAAACUGCGUCUGCUAUGCACCGAAACCUUGGCCUCCAUGCCCUAUGGCGAGCAGAUGCUUGAAGAGCUCGCAAGCGUAGCACAAGAUAUACAACAACAGCAGCAGCAGCAGCAGCAGCAGCAGCCGCCACAGCAACAGCAGCAACAACAGAAUAUGCCUUAUCCUCUGCCGCAGCUGCCACACAUAAGCGAGCUGCAGCUGUCGCUAGAUCAGGUCAAGGCCGAGAAGGAUGCCUGGCUGGGUCUGCCGACACAAGCGGAUCCCCAGCUGCUCGUCUGCCUGUCGCCCGCUCAGCGCGCGCUGGCACAGCAGCAACAGUUGCAGCCAGCGGCCGAUCAGCUGCUGGAUGCACACGAGAAGUUCGUGCAGAGACGCGGCUAUCAUGAGCUAAGCAGCGAACAGGUGCGCGCCAUGGACCAGGCGCAACUGAAGACGGAGCAGGAGCAGAUACUCAAGACGGCGGCCAAAAUGCGCGAGUUGCGCAAGAGUCUGACGCCCACGCCGACGGCAACAUCGCCAACGCCGCAGCUGCCGCCGCCGCCGGUGCCUGUGAAGAGCGCUGAGACAGCGGCCAAGGCAAAGAGCCAACAGCAGCAGCAGCUAGAUGACGCAAGCCAGCCAAUGAGAAACACAGCAGCAACAGCUACAGCAACAGCAACAGCAGCAGCAGCAACAACAUUGCCAGCGACAUCAUCAUAUGAAAAUAAACCAAGAGCCGCAGCUGAUCAGUCGUUGCCUUACGCAUUUGACCAGCACGCAGGCAGUCGCAGCGAGCAAACGAGCAAGCACAGCAGCAGCAGCAGCAGUCACAGUCACAGUCACAGUCACAGCAGCAACAGCAACUACAUGAGCCACAGCAGCAACACCAACGGCGGCAGCAAGUUUCCAGCCAGCAUGGAAAGCGAAUUGGCACGCCUGUUCCCGAGCAUCGCCCAGCAGGGCGACAUCUUCGAUGAGCAGCGCAAGCGCUUCUCCAACAUUGAGCAGAGCAGCCAGCAACAGUUGCAGCCGGUGCAGAGCAAGCGCUACUCGAACAUUGAGACGAGCUCGUACGAGUCCAAGAAGCGCGUGGAGAACGGCAAAGUUGUCUACGACUACAGCAACAGCAAGCGCGAGCAGCAGCAAGAGGGCGAGCCGCCAGCGGCAAAUGCUAAAUUUCCAUUGAGCCAGCAGGCGGAGGCUGCAGCUGCAACAGCAGCAACAGCAGCAGCAGCAGAUGAGGUGGACUGUGCGCCGCCGCCUGUGCCACCGCCGCCGGCAGCAGCUAAUAUUAUGUCAGCAACGAAAUUAAAUGGCUUGUCAAACACUUUCAAUGAUGACGCACAGCAACAGCAGCAGCAGCAGCACAGAGAGAGCAGGCAGACAACAACAACAACGACAGCAACAUCUACAGCUGGCAGCAACACCAAGGUGAACAAUGGCAGCGGCACUUAUGAGGAAUUUCGGCAACGUGCCAAAGCAGCACUCGAAGCAAUUGCUCAGCCCAGCGUUGGGCAACCUUCGCCGGAUAAUGAAAAGCUCUUCAAGGACUUUGAUGCCUUGUCGCAGCAGCUCAAUGCCGAGCUGCAAACGGGUCGCGAGCAGCGACAGCAGCGCGACAAAUCUGCCUCGCUCUACGAUCUCAGUCGCCUCACCAACAACAGCAACAGCAACGGCAGCAACAGUUGCCAGCAGGAGCAGCUGAAGCGGGAGCGACAUGCGCACAUGCAGGAGCUGGAGCGCGAGAUCGAACGCUCGGCCAGGUCGCGGCAGGAGCGUUUGUCCUCAGUGCCGCGCACCCUGGAAAUACCCAUCGAACUAGCGCCGGACUACAGAAAUCGACGCUCCGAAUCGUUGUGCAAUCUGAAUGAAAAUGUGCCGCGUCCGCACAGCUCCGCGGAGCAUUAUCGGCUGCAGCAGGACGAUUGGGGGCGCUAUGCCAACGACUUGGGCUACUCGGAGAAUAUCGCGCGUCCGUUUGCGCGUGAGGUCGAGAUCUGCUAUCAGCGCCAGGGCCAGGGCCAGGCGCCAGCCCAGCGACAGCCGCACUCAAUACGCGCGCCGCGUCUCUCGGCCAGCACAAAUGAUUUGUCCAGCAGCAGCUACGAUAGCUUCAAUGCCUAUGGCGGGGCGCGGCGACAUGCGCCGAUGCUGCAGCAGGCGCCGCAGCAGCAGCGGCCGCAUUACGCCAGCUGCUACUCGAUGAUCGAACGUAAUCCCAAUCCCACGUACAUCAGCACCACCUCGCGGCGCGGCGUCUCGCCGGCGCCGCUGACUCCGCAGAGCGGCCAGCCGCCGGCCUAUGACAGGCAGCAGAGACGCGCCUCGCUGCCGCGCGAGCUGCACGAGCAGCAGCUGAAGUACAUACUGAGCAAGGAGGAGGAGCUGAAGCUGGAGUUUGAGCGUCUGCAGCAGGAGCGUCGUCGGCUCAUGGAUGAGAUGGAGCGCGCGCCGACUGUGCUGCAGGCGCCGCCGCCACGGCGCGAAAGCUAUCGGCCGGCGCCCAAGCUGCCCACGCUCAGCGAGGACGAGGUGUUCCGCCAGCAAAUGGCCGAGGAGUGGAUGCACAAGGUGGCUGAGCGCGAGGAGCGUCGCCAGCAUAAGAUCAUCAAGAUCUCCAAGAUCGAGGAUGAGCAACAGCAUGCCACCGAGGAGCAGGCGAACAUUAGCGAUGAGUUUCUCAAUCGGGUCAAGGAACGCCGCCACAAGCUGUCCAUGCCCGCUGACAGUGAUUGGGAGAGCGGCGCCGAGUCGCAGCCGGCACAGGGCAAGCCUGGCACGGCAACAGCGGGCAGCGAGUCGGAUGUUGAGGCGCCGCCAGUGCGCGUGCUGGAGGGCCAAGCGGAGGCGAAUCUGCGCGAGCUGCCGCGACAUUUGCGUGAGUUUGCCAAGUUCAGCAGCUGCGAGCAGCUGGAGGGCAAUGUUCAGGGUCAAGUGGAGCGGCAUGAGGAGCAGGAGCGCAGCGAGAGCGCCACGGACAAUUCGCAUUGCAGCGCCACCAAGAAGUCGAGCAUUGUGAAGACGUACAAGGUGUCCAGGCUGCCGCCAUCUGUCCAGGCCAAAGCAAUUAAAACGAGGCAGCAGCAGCAGCAGCCGACGACAGCGACGCCAACUUCGAUGCCGAUGCCAACGCCGAUGCCAGCGAUGGCAGCGAAGCCACAACUACGCCCACAGAAACAGAAACAGACGCGUUUUCUGCUCUCGCCGCAGCAGCUGCUGCAGCAGCAGCGGAAGCGACGCAGCUGGUCCGAGAGCGAUCUGCUCAAGGAGAUCGACAACGAGCUGCAGCUAGCCAAGGGCUUUCUCUAUGCCAACGGCGUCUGGACACCCAAGAGUCAAACACCGUACGGCUCUAGCAACGAGCUAGAUCACAGCUCAUCGGCGGCGCCGACGCCACCGCCGCCUCCCACGCAGCCCGUGUGGACGCCGCAGCCAUCGCCAGCGCUGAGCGGACGCAAGGAGUUUCGUCCGGUGCGUUUCGAAUCGCCCACGCUACCGCGACGCUACACGGCCCAGCAGCAACAGCCACAGCAACAGACAACGACGACGAUACCGCCUUGGUCCUAUACAAACGGCAAUUGCCCGGUGCCUGCGCCACGCAGCAGCACCGCCACCACUAGCACCACCAACCUGAGCACGCCGCCCUCCACGUUCAAUUCGAACAACUCGGACUACGCCGAAACCGAUUAUUCCAAUCAAUUUGGCCCCGUGGCACCCAGUGCCAGCGUCUCCGACAAGAUCAAAACAUUUGAACGCUCGGCUUCUACCUCGGAGCUGUAUAGGCCGUUCGCACGCCGUCAACUGAGCGAUACUAGCCGCCCCGUCUAUAGGCCUAAUGAAGUCAUCUACAAAGUCAAGCACGAGUAUAUGAGCGAACCGGAAACGGAAAGCGAUCGUCCGAGAAAAAUGGCACAGUUAGGUCCACGGCAAUACGAUGGGAUCGGUCCCGUUACCAACGAUGGAAUGCCCAUCAUACUCAGAUCGGAGGUCCAGGAACCGCAUCAGCAUGAAUGGUAUAAGCGACUCUAUCAGACCAUACAUAAGCAGAAGAAUGGCGACGAUUUUGUGAUACGCUACAAGUGUCCCAGAGCGCGUCCUUCGUACAAGAGCAACGGUUAUGUCUCAGAGCCCGAGCCGAACUACGAUUCGGAUUACUCAACAGUAAAAUAUCGUACACCCAAUCCGCUGCGCGUGCAAUCGGUUUCAUCGGCUGUAAAUGUGCGCAAUCUGAACCAGGACGACAAAGUGUAUGGUACUAUGCCCAAUCCCAUAAAAUCGGCACAGAACGCAUACAAGAAUCAGCCCGGUCGCAUCGAGGACUAUACAACUGGCCAUUCGUCCGUUUCGGAGAAGGAGAAGAAGGAGAAUUUGGAGCAAUCGAAGCUAUCGCCGCAUUACACGGAAGGCAAUUUGUCAAGAGCGCUGGCCAAGGAGUCUGGCUACACCAGCGAUUCCAAUCUAGUCUUUCGCAAAAAGGAGCUGCCCGUUAGCAGUCCGCUGAGUCCCGUGGAGCAGCGCCAGGCCUACAAGAGCUUACAGGCCGGUGGCGAGCCGCCUUUGCUGGGCUUCCGUAAGCCAGCGCCCGAGAAACCCAAAGAAAUUGUGGAAGAGUUUGAAUUUAUACAGAUAACGCCUACGCUCACCAAGAUACGCGUGAGCACCAAGCCACUAGAGGAGCCUAAGGAAGAGCCACAACUGCCAGCAUCAGCUCCAACACCACCACCUCCUCCUCCACCACCACCACCGCCACCGCCACCGCCGUCGUCUUCGACCUCCGCUAGCAAAAUGUUUACGCAUUUCUCCAAGAAUCUGCCCUCGUUUAUACCGCUAAGCAAGAAGCAGCCGCAGCCGCAGCCGCAGGAGACGCCGCCUCUGCCGCCGCAUCGUCGCUCUUCCUGCACGAAGAGCACCGUGCGCGUGGAGAAGAUCACAAGCAGCUGCUCCAAGUCGCGUCAUGAUCAAUGCUUUCAGCCACCUGGCGGCAAUGGCAAUGUCAACACUAUUAGCCUGCGCAAGGUCUCGAGCGCACGGCGUGAGCCCAUUUGCCGCUCCAAGUCCGCGGGCGCUGUGUCCACAUUGCUGGCCACGCUGACGGCCACCAAGGAGACGCGCAGCAAGGAUGGCUGCCUGUUGCGCGUGCAGCAGCAGCAGCAGCAGCAGCAUCAUCAUCAUCGCUCGAUCAGUCCCAGUCGUCGUCCGGCGCGGCUGCUGGCGCUGCGUCAUUCGAGCCGCAGUCCCGUCGCCUUUGGACGCAGCAUUUCCAAGGAGCGCAGCUUUGCCGAGGAGAAGAAGCGCUUGGAGAACACGCUGCCAGCCAGCCGCACCAACUUUGAGGCCAGCACGAAUAUAUUGAGGGAUCCCUCGCUCAAGUCGCCGCAGGAGGUGCGCGAGGCGGUGCGUUCGUAUGCGACGUGCAAGGCGCAGCAUGCGCGCAGCAAGUCGUUGCCGCGCUUGCGCCACAGCACCGUCAGCACCACCACGCGGCACACGAUGUGCUUCCCCCAGGUGCGGCCGCAGAAUCUGCUCGACUGUGGUCGCGCCCUCAAGAAGGUGUUGCCCGCGUGCAGCAAGGCGCAGACUCGGACCGUUGCCACGUUGCAUCGCAGCGCCUCGAACGAGAGCUUGCCGCGCAGCAACUCCACCUACUCGAUUGAUUCGGUGGUGCGGCAGGAGUAUGUGCCCAUAGCACCGCCCAAGACCUAUGUGGGUAAGUCGAAGCCAGCCAAAUCGCUGCCAGCGCCGCUGCAAACCAGCCGCAGCGAGGGCCAUGUGCCACGCAAACGUGCCAGCAGCACCACCAAAACCGGCAAAACCACUGCUAAAUCCAAGCCAGCUGUAGCACAGCAAUCCUACAGCGAAACGGUGCGUGAGAAAACCCACUUCUGGAACGAUUACAAUGCAAAGCAGAGCCACAGCCAGAGCCACAGCCAGACCCAAACGCCCCACUCGCUGCCGCAGCUGAUCAAUGGCGGCACCGCUGACUACAAAUACUGUUCGCUGGUGGAGCCCGGCUACGGCGAGGACAUCUAUGACUGUGCCGCCCAGCCGCCCUCCAGUUGCAUCGAGGAUCUCGUGUGGAAGUACGAGAACAAGGCACAGCCGAGCGCUAGCCGAGCUCAGCCAGUGACAGACAUUGCACGGCCGCAGUCGCCUGAGGUGGUGCAGCGGCGCUUUUCGCCCACGCGCGAGGUGCGCGUGCCGCAGACCCAGCAGCGCGAGGUGCGUUCGCCUUCGCGUCGUCGCAUCGACAGUCUGCGCUCGAGCCAGCGGCAGGACAAAGAGCAGCAGCAGGCGGUGGCGCGUGCCAGCAGCCUGAGCAGCGCCGACGAUCGCAGCAAGCGGCAGCAGAGUGGUGCAGACGGCGCCGCCACGGGCGGCCUCUAUCAGUGCGGCGAGCUGGCGCACAGUGCCACCUCGCUGGUGCACCUGGAGCGGCACAGUCCGAGCUGUCGGUAUCGCAACAAUUGCGAGCGCUUCACCGAGCUGAAUCGCUUCUACAGCACCUUGGAGCGCGUGGGGCAGCUGGAGCGCGCCACCUCGGCUAGCAACUUUCAUCCGUUGCGCAAGGAUGCGGAGCUGCUCGACUUCGAUGAGUGGCGCAAGGUGCGUCUGCACGAGCGCGCCGAAAAGGAGCUGCAAUAUCUGAUGGGCAAGCUGCAGUCGGAUCAGCGCGAGCGCGAUUUGCACUUCCGCUCGAAGGACGUCAGCGAAAUCAAAUGGCGGCACGAUGCGGACCAGGCGCUGCAUGCCAAGCAGAAAUCUGUGGAGGAUUUGCGCGAGAAUUUCGAGCAGCUGCAGCUGCUGAAGCAGCAACUGCCGCCGCCGCCCGUGCAGCGUCAAUGGCGGCGCAAUACUGUGGCAGAUCUGGCGAGCAGCCUGGAGCCACAGCCCCCAGCCGAGCGACACUUGAACAAUGAUUUGGUUAGCACGCUCUCCAAGGAUCAGAUCAAGAAGAUCACACAGCAGCUGAAUGAGAUCUACGCGGGCAACAGGAGAGCUGCCGUGGAGGAGCAGUAUGUGGUCACCGUCGAGAAGGACUCGAAGCCCAGCAGCCAGGCGAACAGCCUAAAGGUGCGCUGCAACUCGACCAUUAGCAAGGAGCAGUUGCUGGGUCCAGUGCUGCGCAAGCGCGAGGAGCAGCAGCAGACGCAGACGCUGCCACGUGCCACGCGCAGUCAGUCGCCGGUGGUGGUGGCACGCGAGACGCGCGGCGCCAUAGCCGCCAAGAAUGCGGAGCUAACUUUGAGCAAGCCACCCGAGGUGCCGCCACGCCCCAAGCCCAAAAUCGAGGCAAAGUCCACGAAGGCCAUAGCCAAAGUGGAGCAGGCGCAGGGAGCAGAGGACAGCAAGGAGAAUCCCAUCAAUCAGAAGAUACAAUAUUUCGAGGAACGCCAGUUCGAGGAGCCCAGCAAGACCAUCUACCAUGCGCGCGAGGACAGCUCCCCGGACGAGGCCGAGGUCAUGCGUCUCAUCGAGCAGAACAUGCAGGCGAGGCAGCAGGCCAGGCACGCUCAGCUGGUGCACACGGAGCUGAGCAACUCGCUGACCGAUCUGAGCGGCAUCUACGGCGAGCGCGCCGCGGCACGUGUAAAUUUUCACUUGCACAGCCCGCCCGAGCGGCCGCCCGACGGCCAACUCGAGCCCGAUCAGCCGGCCGAGCUGCACAGCUACGCGGCUGGCUCGCCCGUCGGCAGCAUUGAGCUCUACGAUGCAUACUAUCGGUCGCGCAGCCUGUCGCCGCAGUCGCAGGUCUCCGCCUGCUCCAGCUCCUAUCUGCAGCGCGUCUAUACGGGCGAGGUGCAGAAGAUCAAGCAGAAGUUCGAGAGCAUCGAGCGCGAGCAGUCGAACGAAAGGCGCGAUUUUUUUGGGCUUAGCCAGCUGCGGAAGGCGCGCAGCGAUCCUCAAUUGAAGGCGGGAGGAUCAAAAGACGCCUCGGGCAACGCCGCGGAUGCGUUGCCAGCUGCCGACGCUGUCAGUCACAAGCUGGAGUCCACAUCGCCGGAUCGUGGCCGGCGGCGACAGCGCGGCCUGCUGAUGCCGCACAUCGACAUCAUCAGCAAAAUGGCCGAGCUGCUGCCGGCCAAGGUCAGUCCGACGCGCAGUCACAGCAGCAACAGCUGCUCCGCGGGCCACGUUCAGACGCUGCGCCAUCGUUACGAGUCGCCCGAGCCCGGCCAGAGUCUGCCGCAGCGUUAUCUAUCCACGUCGCUGGCCGAUCUGCGCGACGUGCACGACAUCUCGCCGCACCUGAGCGGCGAUUGGGUGGCCCACAAGCAUCCAGAGCGCACGCCGGCGCUGCCCAAGAAGCCCAAACGCAAUCUGGGCCUCAGAGCCAACUCCACCUCGCCCAUACGUCCAGCCAGGGCGACUCAGCAGGCGACGGCAGACAUCUUUGCCAAUCAGCAAUUCGAUGCUCACAAGCAUCGGCCCAAGGCGCGCUACGUGCCCGAUGGAGAGAGCGUAGCUAGCACGGCUACCCGGCGUUGCCCGGUCAGCAGCUUGGAACGUCUCAAGCGCAGCGCCAUGGCGGUCACGUUUAAAGACGUCAAUAUACACUUCAAGACACCACUGAGGCAUGAGUACAAGCCAAACAUAUCGGAUGAGGAACUAGCCAUACGUCAAGCGGAGCAUAUGCAAAAGUUAUAUCAGGAGGAGCGCCGACGCAAAUAUCUACAGGAGCUGCAGGACAUGAAUUCGCGACGACACACCGACAACUUUACACCCUCACAAAAGUCGCCGAUUGCCCUCAAUCGAUACGAUGACUUCCCCACAGACGUAACGCUUAAGUCGCUGGUGGGGCCCAAAACAGUGGCUCGCGCUCUCUACAAUUUCCAGGGACAGAGCUCCAAGGAGCUCUCGUUCCGCAAGGGCGACACCGUCUACAUAAGGCGACAAAUCGAUCCCAAUUGGUAUGAGGGCGAGUACAAUGCCAUGAUUGGAUUGCUGCCUGCUAGCUAUGUUGAGAUCAUCAGUCGCGAUGGCGCUCGCACACCCUCGAAGCGUCCCUCCGAGGGUCAGGCUCGUGCCAAAUACAACUUCCAGGCCCAGUCCGGCGUUGAGCUCUCUCUGAACAAGGGCGAGCUGGUCACAUUGACACGUCGCGUCGACGGCAAUUGGUUUGAGGGCAAAAUAGCCAAUCGCAAGGGCAUUUUCCCGGUCUCCUAUGUGGAGGUCUUAACCGAUAUUGGUGCGGAAGAUAUUGCGGCUAGAACGACAACAGUUAUCAGCACUCAGAGCACCACAAAUUUGCGUCCAAAUCUGGACGUCUUGCGCACAAAUAUCAAUAACGAGUUCAAUACGCUAACCCAGAAUGGUGCACAUCCGCCCAAUGGCAUACUGAAGGAGUCGCGCACGCUGCACAAGACCGAUGCACUCCAUGUGGACACCAGCUCCGAGCCACUGACCUAUCGCGCCUUGUACAAAUACCGACCACAGAACUCUGAUGAACUGGAGAUCUUAGAGGGAGAUCUGGUGCAUGUUCUAGAGAAGUGCGACGAUGGCUGGUUUGUGGGCACCUCGCAGAGAACGGGCUGCUUUGGCACAUUCCCCGGCAACUAUGUGGAACGUGCCUGAGCACACAAACAAACAAAGUUAUAUAAAAAAGUGAAUCUAAAUGAAGAAGCGUUAGGAACCGUUACGAUAUUUGUCUUUUGUCUUUGGCAGCCAAAAAAAAAAAAAAAAACAGAAAACAAAAAAAUCCAAAGAGUCUAAGAAAAAGUUAAAGAUGAAAAUUCAACUCUAAACUUAAUUUGUAGGCCAAGGCAAAAGCAAUUAUUAAUUAUUUAUAUAAAUUAUAAAAACAUUAUAAUUUCAAUUGUUGUUAAAGAAAAACAUAAACAAAUAUCAGCUGCUUAACUUUGCCGAUGUUUUUUCUCUUUUAAUUUAAAUAAUGUACAACUAUUUAUUUAUUUUUAAACAAAUGUUGAAAUUAUGUUUAUUUAUACAAAAAGAAAACUGAAAAAAAAAACAAGAAUUAUUAACCAGAAGUUUGAACCACACAACCCACACACACACCAAAUAUCGCCAGCUAAACUUAAAAAAAAAA